UUAGGUCCGCAGUUUCUGACUAAAGUCUGUGGAACAGCGAGUGACAGGCAGCAAUAAUAAUUUUUGUGUUUAGAUCAGGCACAAAAGCUGAGGAAGAAGCUUGGCAAGCGCGUAGAGCUUUUUUCUUAAACGCUGGUGAGAUCAAUCAGCAAUUCUCCCGCUGCAGUGUAAACAAUGAGAAAUGUGCACAUAUUGUUUAGAAGAGAAAAGCUGUCUGUGGAAAUUCCAAACAAAGCUAUACCAAACAUUGCGUUGAGGACAUUCCAGCUUUCUGCCUAGUGAUUUUUCUAUAUUGCGGGAAAUAUCCCGCAAAUUUUUUUCUUUGUGUAUGCUUAUCAUGUCUGUUUUUUUACGCAGAGAGAUAGAAAGUGAACAAUUUCUUGUGGGUAUUUAUAAGUCACGUUCCUAAACGCCUGCCUAACUAUGGAUGACCUGACAUGCCGCGUGCACAUAUGACGCAGUUGGACGUCCAUCUGCUGAACAUGUUCUAAUAUUUUCUGCCCUUUGGCGAGACAAAGAUAAUUUCUAUUUUGAGUAUUAGUAUAUUCCACUUGGAUCUUUACCUAUUUACAUACUUACGCACAUUGGUUACUUUAAGACCAUAAUGACAGUAGAGUAGAGAUUACGAGUCCAUCGUUUUUGCUAUGGGAUAGAAGCGAGGACGAAGACUAUAUCAAUCCUGAGUUAUCAACACUUCAUUUAAGCAUUCAAUAAAUAAAUGUUCUAUGGAAAGUACUUGGGAGUUAUGUUGUAAUUGACUGUUUGCCUAAUUCGGAAGUGCACUUCUCUUCCUUGCAUACUUUGCCUACUAAUGGCAGCACUUGUCGUGGUUCAAAUGAAGUUUAAGUACUGGCUGUACAUGCUCGGGUCCAUUGAAUAGGCUCGUUUCAUAACGACACCUAUAACUGCACUUUACACGUCAUCAGAGAAGCAAACUGAACUCGCGCACAGUGUUUGCGAAAAGGAAGCGACUAUGCCGCCAUUAACCUUGCCAAACUGCAUCGCGGGAAAACGACCUUUACUAUUGGCGGCGAGGAGUUACGGAGUCGCCCUCUAUCGGAAGCGCCUCGAUGCCGUAGUAUGAGGGAUCACGUGACGCGCUCCUCAUAGGUUUUGCUGUCAGCGCUCACUGAAAACACCACGCGCGAGCUCUCCCGGACAUUUCUGUAAGUACUUUCGAAACGAGAGAAGUUUCUUACUGUCUAAAUAAUAAUCUUGGCCAAGCUGAAAGCACACAAUCGUUUACAGCCGCUAUCUCUUUACCGAAUACGUACAGCGAACGCCACUGCGCGCGGUCGCCGCGAUGGAGUCUCCCGAACCGGCUUCUUGCGUGAAAGGAGCCCCCGGCCGGAAUGAAGGCAAUAUCCGGUGGAUUGCUAAUCGUGAUCGCUAGAUUCCAGGGAAUCGCCGACGGUGAUCCUAAAGCACCACCUGGAUAAUUGGAAGUUAAUGGAGAUGGCUCUUGGAAGCCUCCGCCAGGAAGAUGGGUGGCAGCGCUGAAAAGGCCAAGCGUGGCUUUCAUGACGACGUGGAGCAGUUCUUCAGAGACCUCGCUCUACAGCGCUCAGGCUUGCCGGAAGAGUUUACCGAGAAGGACGCGCAGCAGAGCCAGCGGAAGAAGCAGAAAGAGUCACGUGAGCUCGGCUACUGUGCCCCGGCUUGUCAUCUCUGUGGCUGUCUCCUGCAUCUCGUUUCACAGUGCAAGUCCGACGGAGAUUGGGGAGGUUAUCGAGAAGAUGAAGCAAGUUUUCGAAAGUUCUGACUUGGAGGAUGAACGCGGAAGCCGCUGUGGAACGUCAGUCUGUGAGCAACGCGUUCACGCUGUGCGCUACAGGCUGCAACCCGUUGUUACUGCAGCGUUUCCUGCCUUUGACACGGGUGCUUCUCCACCAAAUCGAGGAUGGUGCAGCUCAUCCCCUACUUCUUGCUUUUGUAUGGUCACUAACUAUAAGUUCUAGAACAGGUUAAGCUAAUAAAAUGUUCUUUCGAAAGUA
Messenger RNA from Dermacentor albipictus, 1994 nucleotides. RefSeq lists its product as uncharacterized. NCBI's taxonomy places the organism in Eukaryota, Metazoa, Arthropoda, Arachnida, Ixodida, Ixodidae. The record is from RefSeq and is a predicted model, not a curated record.